Puma concolor (puma) is the source of this 2044-nucleotide messenger RNA. RefSeq names its product KIAA2013 ortholog. NCBI's taxonomy places the organism in Eukaryota, Metazoa, Chordata, Mammalia, Carnivora, Felidae. The record is from RefSeq and is a predicted model, not a curated record.
CUGCUGCUUCUGUGGUUCGCCGGCUCCGGGGCGCGGCGGGCCGCGGGCGGCCUGCACCUGCUGCCCUGGUCCCGCGGCGAACCGGGCGCCGCCGAGUCCUCCGCCUGCCUGGAGGCGGCCACCCGCGCCUGGCGCGGCCUGCGGGAGCGCGGCGAGGCUGUCCCACUGGGCCCUGGAGUGCCGGCCCUGGUGGCCAACGGCUUCCUGGCACUGGACGUGGCCGCCAACCGGCUGUGGGUGACUCCUGGAGAGCGAGAGCCCGCCGUGGCACCGGACUUCGUGCCCUUCGUGCAGCUGCGACCGCUGAGUGCGCUCUCCGAAGCCGGAGAGUCAGUACUGUUGCUGCGUGAAGGGCUGCUGCGCCGAGUGCGUUGCCUGCAGCUCGGGACCUCAGGCCCCGGCCCUGCAGCCGCCGCCCCCGGACCCGCUUCGGCCUCCGGCCUCGUCACCGGAUCCGGCCGCGACUGCGUGCUGCUGCAAGAGGACUUUCUGGCGCACCGGGGCCGACCCCACGUCUAUCUGCAGCGUAUCCAGCUCAACAAUCCCACGGAGAGGGUGGCCGCGCUGCAGACCGUGGGGCCCACUGCCGGCCCGGUCCCCAGAGCCUUCACCAGUACCCUGGAGAAGGUGGGAGAUCAUCAGUUCCUCCUCUACUCGGGCCGGUCCCCGCCUUUUCCCACGGGGCUGGUGCACCUGGUGGUGGUGGCGGCCAAGAAGCUAGUGAACCGGCUCCAGGUGGCUCCCAAGACACAACUGGACGAGACAGUGUUGUGGGUGGUGCAUGUUUCAGGCCCUAUUAACCCCCAGGUGCUCAAAAACAAAGCAGCCAAGGAGCUCAAGGUGGUCCAGGAUUUGGCACGGAAGGAAAUGCUGGAGCUCUUGGAGAUGCCAGCGGCUGAGCUGCUUCAAGACCACCAGCGCCUCUGGGCUCAGCUCUUCAGCCCAGGUGUGGAGAUGAAGAAGAUCACGGACGCCCACACCCCGUCUGGCCUGACCGUGAACCUGACGCUGUACUACAUGCUCUCCUGCUCACCAGCCCCGCUGCUCAACCCCAGCCUGAGCCACAGGGAGCGCGACCAGAUGGAGUCGACGCUCAACUACGAAGAUCACUGCUUCAGCGGCCACGCCACCAUGCACGCCGAGAACCUGUGGCCGGGCCGGCUGUCGUCCGUCCAGCAGAUCCUGCAGCUCUCUGACCUGUGGAAGCUGACCCUGCAGAAGCGCGGCUGCAAGGGGCUGGUGAAGGUGGGCGCCCCAGGCAUCCUGCAGGGCAUGGUGCUGAGCUUCGGGGGGCUGCAGUUCACCGAGAACCACCUCCAGUUCCAGGCCGACCCCGACGUGCUGCACAACAGCUAUGCCCUGCACGGCAUCCGCUACAAGAACGACCACAUCGACCUAGCCGUGCUCGCGGACCCCGAGGGCAAGCCGUACCUGCACGUGUCCGUGGAGGCCCGCGGCCAGCCCGUCAGGAUCUACGCCUGUGAGGCCGGCUGCCUGGAGGAGCCCGUGGAGCUGACCUCGGCGCCCCAGGGCCACACCUUCCCGGUCAUGGUGACGCAGCCCAUCACGCCGCUGCUCUAUAUCUCCACCGACCUCAUGCACCUGCAGGACCUGCGCCACACGCUGCACCUCAAGGCCAUCUUGGCCCACGACGAGCACAUGGCCCAGCAGGACCCCGGGCUGCCCUUCCUCUUCUGGUUCAGCGUGGCCUCCCUCAUCACCCUCUUCCACCUCUUCCUCUUCAAGCUCAUCUACAACGAGUACUGUGGGCCUGGGGCCAAGCCCCUCUUCAGGAGUAAGGAAGAUCCCAGUGUCUGAGUGAAGUCCCAUCUGCACAAGACACCCAGCACCGAAAGUCCUGCUGCACGAACAGGGGAUCCUUCGAACGCACCCACCCUUUUGUGCCUUUGUUGGGGACGCCAGUGACGCAGAGUGCGUGUGGAUGUUCAGGAGUCUGCAUCGGGGAGCGGGAGGGGAGGGCCGGUGGACUUUUUGUAAGCUUUCGACUCAAUAAAAUGAACCUGUAUGGAAAAUACUUGAAAUC